ACAGGCAUCAUUGUUCCUCAGCCCCAUGGACCCCCUGAGGCAGCCCCCCUCCCCCUGCUCACCAAGGCCUUCCAGCCCCAGGACACCAUCCUGCGAGAUGCUUGGUUACGUGGGCAUCGAGGCCGUGCUGGACCAACUGAAGAUCAAGGCCAUGAAGAUGGGGUUUGAGUUCAACAUCAUGGUGGUGGGGCAGAGCGGGCUUGGCAAGUCCACGAUGGUGAACACGCUCUUUAAGUCCAAGAUGUGGAAGUCCACCCUGCCAGGCCUGGGGGUGCCCACGCCCAAAACGCUGCAGCUGCAGUCGGUGACCCACGGUGAGUGAGACCCGCCUCCCUCCACCCCACCCACCCAGGCCCAGCCUCUGCCCCUUCAC
This is a messenger RNA of Camelus dromedarius (Arabian camel), 373 nucleotides long. Its product is annotated as septin-12-like. The coding region runs from base 26 to 322 and encodes 98 amino acids. Gene Ontology annotation, cellular component: septin complex; microtubule cytoskeleton; septin ring. The transcript has 2 exons. Gene Ontology annotation, biological process: intracellular protein localization; cytoskeleton-dependent cytokinesis. Lineage: Eukaryota; Metazoa; Chordata; Mammalia; Artiodactyla; Camelidae. Gene Ontology annotation, molecular function: molecular adaptor activity; GTPase activity; GTP binding. The record is from RefSeq and is a predicted model, not a curated record.